Darwinula stevensoni is the source of this 267-nucleotide messenger RNA. The record is from the annotation of a GenBank genome assembly. NCBI's taxonomy places the organism in Eukaryota, Metazoa, Arthropoda, Ostracoda, Podocopida, Darwinulidae.
AUGCCAGUUAGACGUCAUAGAGCUUCGUCGGGGGUCUACCUCUCUCGUCCGGCUUUCGGUCAAGAAUUGGCUGGAAACCUCCCAGUGGACAUCGUGAAGGAAUGGAAGAGCCUGAAGGCCACCUGUGACAUGGUCUACAAGACCAUCAACCGAGAAAUCCUUCAGGAAUUUGGCCAGGGAUGCCGGAAUCGAUCCCUAGACAGUGAGGAACAUCGGGACCUGAACCUGGGAACAGAAGACCUGGGGAUGAUGUCCUACUCCAUGUAA